GAGUAUGGAGUAGUGGCCAUAGGUUGGGAUGAGUACGGAGUAGUGGCCAUUGGUUGGGAUGAGUACGGAGUAGUGGCCAUUGGUUGGGAUGAGUAUGGAGUAAUGGCCAUUGGUUGGGAUGAGUAUGGAGUAGUGGCCAUUGGUUGGGAUGAGUACGGAUUAGUGGCCAUUGGUUGGGAUGAGUACGGAGUAAUGGCCAUUGGUUGGGAUGAGUACGGAUGGCCAUUGGUUGGGAUAAGUACGGAUUAGUGGCCAUUGGUUGGGAUGAGUACUGAGUAGUGGCCAUUGGUUGGGAUGAGUACUGAGUAGUGGCCAUUGGUUGGGAU
Staurois parvus is the source of this 326-nucleotide messenger RNA. Lineage: Eukaryota; Metazoa; Chordata; Amphibia; Anura; Ranidae. The record is from the annotation of a GenBank genome assembly.